Messenger RNA from Scedosporium apiospermum, 1470 nucleotides. RefSeq lists its product as uncharacterized. NCBI's taxonomy places the organism in Eukaryota, Fungi, Ascomycota, Sordariomycetes, Microascales, Microascaceae. Gene Ontology annotation, biological process: transmembrane transport. The record is from RefSeq and is a predicted model, not a curated record. Gene Ontology annotation, cellular component: membrane. Gene Ontology annotation, molecular function: transmembrane transporter activity. The transcript has 6 exons. Bases 1 to 1470 code for a protein of 489 amino acids.
AUGGCAGUCGAUACUAGUAUCGCCAAGCCCAACCGUGUUUCGUUCCGAUCAUGGAUCUGGGACGCGGACUCGCACCUCAAGAGCAAAGCUGAGCUGCGGCUCUUGCUGAAGCUCGAUCUCUCCAUCCUCAUUAUUGGCUGUUUCGGAUUCUUCAUGAAAUUUCUCGACCAAACCAAUCUGAUGAAUGCCUACGUCUCUGGUAUGAAGGAAGACCUCCAGAUGAACGGCAACGAGUACACCUACGCCAACACCAUGUACACAAUUGCCUACGCCAUCAUGCAGGUCCCGAGCACUCUCAUCGUCCAAAAGGUUCGCCCGGCCGUCUGGCUCACCAUUAUGGAGGUCGGCUGGGGCGUCUGGACCUUUGCCCAGGCGGGCAUUACCAACUCGAAUCAGCUGUACGCGUUCCGCUUCCUCGUCGGUCUGUUCGAGAGCUCUUUUUCCCCUGUUCUGGUCUAUCUUAUCGGCGGGUGGUAUACCAAAACCGAGAUGGCUAAGCGCACCGCUCUUUUUAUGAUGACCGCUCCGAUCGGAACGGCCUUCUCUGGGUACCUACAAGCUGCCGUCUACACCAACCUUGACGGUGUCAACGGUCUUGCCGGAUGGAGAUGGCUGUAUAUCAUCUGUGGUAUCAUGACCGUUCCGGUCGGCAUCGCCACCUUCUUUUUCCUCCCCGAUACCCCUUAUACCACUAAAGCAUGGUUCCUCACUGAGGAAGAGCGUGUUUUGGCGUUGGAGAGGGUGCGAAAGCAGGGAACGGCGCCGCCGGGUGAGCUUAGCUUCAAACACGUGGCAAGUGUAUUGACCAGAUGGAGGUGGUAUGGCUUUGUAAUUGCCUAUGUUCUUUACGGCUGUUCCUCCAUGUCUGCAGGAUUCUUCGCUAUCUGGCUCAAGUCGGAAGGAUACACCGUCGUCCAGAGUAAUGUUAUUCCCACUGGAACAUGGCUGAUCUCGGGCUUUGCCACUGUUCUUUGGGGCUACCUGUCCGACUACACAGGAAGCAGAUUCCUUUUUGUCCUUAUCCCACUGGCGCUCGGGCUAAUCUCGAACGGCAUUUUGGCCUUCUGGCCAUCCGGUAUCGGUAUCAAGAUGUUUGCAUUCUUGUUUAUCGGAGUCCAGCUCAUGCCGGGCGUGUUCUUCGCCUGGGCAAUGGAAAUAUGCCGCGAGGAUAACGAAGAGAGAGCCAUUGUUGCCAGCAGUAUGAACGGCAUGACCUACGCAGUAGUGGCUUGGCUGCCGAUCCUGAUUUUCCCGCAGACCAUGGCACCCGACUUCCGCUAUGGAUAUCCGGCUAGUUUCGGUUUGGUCAUCGCAUCGAUCAUUGCCGUGAUCAUCGUCCAGCUUCUCGUCAUCCGGGAGAGGAAGAAGAAGAGAGGUGAGAUUACAGAUGCCGCCAGCCAAGACGACGAAGAGAAAUCCGAUCGGGGGAUCAAAGACGGCGUCACUGAUGUGAAGGCCGUUGCAGACUAA